GACGUCAGUUUAAACAUGGCGGCGCUCCAUGCCGUGGACGGAGUGGAUGGAGCGAGCGUUGAAAAAGAGCUGAUUUUGACCGAUUCAGACUCCGGGGAUGUAAAGAGACCUCAGUUUGGGACCCGAUAUCUCACAGAUCCGCGGCAGGUCUUCCAACAUAACGCAUGGUUGGUAACACAAAUCUACCCCGGAACACCGGCACAUAGGUGUUGGCGUGACAGCAAGACCCACCGGCUCCUGACUGGACCAACUCAAGUUCAUGUCUUGACAGCUAGAUUGGACUUUUUUCUGUAUGAAUUAGUUGUGUCAAACAGUUCCAAAAAGUACAAACAAACACUAAGUAAAUGUAAUGACAUGUAACUCACUGUUUUGGGUGUGUUGCAUUUAGAAAUCUGUUUGCUUUUUGGUAAAUAUGUUAGCCAGUUAUAAAAAGAAACUACUCAAUUAAACACAUUAAUGAAAUUCUCUUCUGACACUGCAAUUCAUUAACGACUCAUUUUCUGUUGCCAGACACUGUGUUGUAAGCUGCUUAUAAAACAUUUAGGCACCUCAGAUUUUUGUGAGUUCUUCUGGUAAUGGCUCAUUUAUUCAGGUCGCCCACUGUGUGUACCAUUUUAGGCUUAAUUCAGUGAGGUCCUUUUCCCCGAACCUUUUGAUUUCAGAACUAAAAUCUAUUAGUAUUCAAUGAUUGUUAUGUGUUUCUUGGUUGUUAUUCAACAGGGAUAAUGUGGAGUGGACUGAGGAGCAAGAACAAUCUGCGAAGAAGAAGGUUUUAGAGAACAGUCAGCCUCUACCUUCUGAGAAACAAGGUAGUAUUGCUAAACCUCUGACUCAUACAAAUAAUACAAUAUGACAUUCAUCAAGGAUCAGAGGAAAAACAUACAUCUUUAUCACAUCAGGAUAUAGUUGCAUAGGCUUAUCCUUUCUCAUAAAGAUGUAUUGACCAUUCUGUGUUUAUUUGUAAUUAAAGCAAGAUGUAUUAGAAUCUUAACUGUCUCACCUUACUUUGCAGAGGAAUAUGAUGUCCGGGCGAAUGAGUACUGGAAUGAUUUUUACACAAUCCAUGAGAAUCGUUUCUUCAAAGACCGUCACUGGCUCUUUACAGAGUUUCCAGAGUUGGCCCCACAGUGUAGCCUAAAUCGUGAGACCUAUCCAGAGGUCUGCAACACAGGGGACAACCAGCAAGACAGUCUGGAUCAAGACCAAAUGCCAGAAGUUGCAUCUUUGUCUCUUACUGAUGAUGACUUUCCUGGCUCUUCUGCCACAUAUUGUAUUCUGGAGGUGAGAGAAUACUUGAAAGAAAGUUAACUUAACUAUAUAGUAACAAUAAUCAAGAAGCAAAAUAUAUGCAGUUAUAUUUAUCUCUGCAAAGGAGGCUUCUGUAGUUUUGUUGUCAUUUGGUAAGUUUUUCACAAACAAAUCUUUUCUAAAGAAACAAUUUCAAACAAUUCAUCUGAAACACUUGCCUCAUAUGCUAUUUUAAUGCUUUAGUACUCACAGAUGCAAAUAAAGCAUUUCUAGUAAAAUAAGAAUAAGUGAUCCCACUGACAAUAACUUUUUUUGCUGUCACCAAAGUACUAUUCUCUAAUCCAUUUAUUGCCAUCUAAGCUCACUGAUAAAGUAUGGGAUGCCUGAUUCUCAUAUAACUUGAUGUAUUAUCAUUUUUAAAACUAAAGAUUUUCAUGGAUCUGUUGUAUGUCUCUACAUGUUGGUGUCAGUUAUCUUUUAGCUUUUAUUAACUUUGCAUCUAUAUGUUGUUGUUUGACAUUGAGAACAAAAUUUUGCUAAAUAAAGGCAUGAUAGAUAUAUUUUCUGAACAGGUUGGCUGUGGUGUCGGAAAUACGGUUUUUCCAAUUCUAAAGACCAACAAGUGAGUGGACAUAAGACAUUAACAUGUUUCCAAAGCAUGAUUACAAGUACUCAUCCCUCUGAUGCAAACUUAUGAUGAGCUAUCAAAGGUUAAACUUCAGCUUUUCUAAUUGCAGUGAUCCGGGUCUCUUUGUUUACUGCUGUGAUUUCUCCAGUACUGCUGUGGAGUUAGUCAAGGUGAGAUGUUGGUGAUGAUAAAACGAUGAUGUAUUUAUCUAAGUAUUCAUCACUAAGGUUGUUGGCUAACAGACGACUAAUCAUGGCCUUCUUGUCAUCAGACUAAUCCAGACUAUGACCCUGGACGCUGCUUUGCCUUUGUCCAUGACUUGAGUGAUGUGGAAGCUAACUACCCAGUACCUGAUGGAACCCUGGAUGUUAUUGUGCUAAUCUUUGUGUUGUCAGCGUUACACCCCGACAAGUAAGAGUUUCUCCUUUUGCUCUGUUUACUUGUCAUUCAGUGUUUGUGUUUGAACAUUGUCUUGAAAUUUCACUCUGUCUCAGGAUGCAAGAAUCAAUCAGCAGAUUAGCGAGGUUGCUAAAGCCUGGUGGAGUGAUGCUGCUCAGAGACUAUGGACGCUACGAUAUGGCGCAGCUUCGCUUCAAAAAGGGUCUGUGAAGCCUCAGUUCAAAUAGCAGUUUAGAAAGUCUCAGCUGAGAAAGACUGUGUAUCACUGUACUGAUAACAAUGUUUGAGAAAAAAAAAUGUUUCUGACCAAAGUGUAACAGACUAAGUGCCAUUUACUAGACUCUGCAGAAUAAACAAUGUUUUACAUUGGUGAUUAAAAGCUUAACAUCUGUGAUUUGAGUUAUAAUCAUAAAUGCGGUGCUCUCUUUACUUUAGGAAGAUGUCUGUCAGAAAACUUUUAUGUUCGAGGGGAUGGAACAAGAGUUUAUUUCUUUACUCAAGGUGAAAACUUACACCCUCACUCUCUUACUCACACAUUCUCAUACAUUUGUUUUCAUGGUUUGUCUGGUUUUAUUGCAACAUUUUUAACUGAAAAUGUGUCUUUCCUGCUUUUAUUUCAGAUGAACUCCAUGAGAUGUUUACCAAGGCAGGACUUGAGAAAGUGCAAAACCUGGUGGACAGACGGCUGCAGGUGAACAGAGGCAAACAGCUCACCAUGUAUAGAGUGUGGAUCCAGUGCAAGUACCGUAAGGCCCCGAUUAUACCACCUGAAACGCAGGGCGGCGGAGAAUCUUCACCUGUUAUAACCCUUAAUCAUGACUGAACUUGGGGCUCAAAUCAAGAAAGCUCUUGCCUUUUUCUGAGGAUGUGGGGGCAUGAGAAGCUCCACUGUGCCUGAGGUAAAAGGAAUGGUGAUGUGCCAUAAAGACCUCUAACUGUUUAACUUAUCAUAAUGCUGAGGGACUUGAAUUAUGGCUGGUGUAUUUGACGGUGCCUCCGUUCUGCAAGAAAUAGCAUAAUUGAUUUUUCACCAGUAGGUUCAGUUAUCAGAAGGGGCUGGUAAUCCCUUCACAAAUGUUGCUAUGAUAUGGACACUGGUGCUGUUUUUAAUGAGCUGAUCUUUUGAAAUAAAUUGCAUGAUUUGUACAAUUUCA
Molecule: messenger RNA, 3429 nt
Organism: Xyrichtys novacula (pearly razorfish)
Lineage: Eukaryota; Metazoa; Chordata; Actinopteri; Labriformes; Labridae
Source: the annotation of a GenBank genome assembly